ACGUGUUUGAGACAAUGUGUGAAUUAGAACAAGACUGGAGAAGAAAGCACGUAGAAUAAGUUCGAAUUUGGUAAUGAAUUAGUUCGCCACCUGGUUUUCAAUAAAAUAUUACAAGGUUAUGUAUGUAUUGGACUGGUUGGCCUUGAGUCACUUGCUUUAGUAUCCAAGGUCACUUGGCUGUCAAGGUUUUCUUGUAUUUUGGAAUAUGUAACUGUGCUUCUGUAGUUUGUUUGGCUUACUGAUACUUCAUUAUAUGUACAUAAUGCAGCCAUUUGUUCAUGUGUCUCCAGAAAAGUCCAGUGAGAGGAAUCUUGUUACCAGUGUUAUGGGUGCUCUAAGUGAUUAUAUGCCCAGGAAUCAUUAUCGUACGUGUGGCUCCACAGAACAGGUGUUUAGCGUGAAAUUUGAGGAAUGUGACGCAAGUAGAUGUAACCCCGCCUACUCUAUUGUUUUAUCUCUAGUCACUUGUAAAGGAUCAUACAUAUGGGGAAUUUCGUUUGGUGGUAAUGCUACCCUAUUGUAUGCAGAGAGAAAUACAUGUACAAUAGACCUUAAGCUGCUCCCUACUCCUUCACAUACUGGUGAUUCCUUGUUUUCCAGCAGGCCUCUUAUGGCUAUCUGUGAUACUUUCAGUUGUGCAUCUUCUCAUUGGCAGGUGCGGUUUAUUUCUUUGUGCAAUCGCAAAGUAGUUUUGUCGUAUUACUUAGAGUCGAAAGCGCUCUCAGUAGAUGCAAACGACAGAUUUGUUGUAGUAACACGAACUGAUUCAAUAACAGUAUUCUCAGCACUAACUCUUACAGAACUCUAUACGAUAGCAUAUGUAAAAUCAACACUUUGGCCAGAUCUCUUGCCGAAAAGUGUGCCUUCUUCGCUGGGGGUUCGUUGGUUGGCCUUCGCUGAUUCUAAGCCUGUCUACCAACAUUUGUCCCGAUGUGGCGACGCGAGUACAGAUGAGUCACAACCUUUAACCACAACAGUAUUGAGUAUGAAUAAGCGUCUUUGGGAAGGGAUUUCGGCCCUGGCUACUUCAGUUGUUUCUGGUUCAUUGGGUCCGAAUCCACCAAAUUUGCGUAAUAAUCAUCUUGAUUCUCAACAUCAAGUCCCACAAACAACUUUAUCAGAUUCGUUUCCACAACAUGGAUCUAGUCUAAUUACUUCAGAGGUGAAUAACUCAUCCAUAUCACCCGGUUACGUAACAAUAAUUGAUUUGCAUACAUUAAAUUGUGAACAUGCGACUUUGCGAAAACUUGAAGAUUCUACGUCAUCAGUUCGUUUAUGUUCUGCUGGUUCAAAUCUCUCUGACUCAUCAAAUCAAUAUAAUAGUACUAAUCAAAGAGCUCAGUCAUGCUCUCCAAAUAAUCAACACACAAGUAUUAAAAUGUCAGGAGUGAAAUACUUGAAUGUUCAUGAAUUUGGUGGGUCGGGAGCCAUUGUUGCUCAUUUCAUGGCUCAUCGUUGGGCUGGUGUUGCUCUCUUAAAGUUUGAUCCAUCUGGAAGUCUGUUGUUCACUGCGUGUAAACGGGGUCACUCAUUCAAUUUAUUUCGUAUUGCUAAUCAUCCGUUUGACCAGCGUCAAACUGCUGUACAUCACUUAUACAUUUUGGAACGUGGUAAUUUACCGUGUGAGAUUGUGGAUGCUACUUUCUCUCAUGAUUCUCGGUGGGUAGCUGUGAGCAGCAAUCAUGGGACUACACAUGUUUUCCCUGUUACUGCUUAUGGUGGUCCGAUCACUGUUCGUACACACACUCGACCUCACGUUGUGAAUCGUACUUCGAGAUAUCAUAGAUCAUCUGGUUUAGAAGAGUAUCAUCUAACUAGACCACAACCUGAGAGAAGUGCAACUGAGUCAACUGGAUUUAGCGGUAACUCCUCUAGCAAUUCUAUCAAUAUUCCAUGCCACAUUCCCCAGUCUAGUUCUAUGAAACAUCCUUAUACUAUCCGUAGUCAGUCGUCUGGUUCCGCAUCUGGUGCGUCUAGAGCAACUUCGAAUUCUUGUCAAACUGCACCAAUUGCAGGUUUUGCACCUCAAUGCCCUCAUCUAGGAUUCACAGCUUUCAUGACUCCUCUCAAGGAAACUACUGACUGUUGUAUUAAUGAGGGGAGUUCAAAUUCUUCGUCGAUUCUCUCUGGUGAUUCAGCAUUGUCUGAUGCAUCACACUUUUUCACGCAUUCAAAUCCAUUUUCUUCAGAAUCAUCCAGUAGUCAUCUUCAUGUUUCUGAACAGCCUACUAUGUUGUUUCUAAAUAGUGAAGGAUUAUGUGCUUGUCCACCGAACGCGUUGUAUAACACUACUAAUUCUCGGUUGCCUCCCUAUCCAGAACCUUGUCGAGUUAAAGCUGAAGCAAGAUUGAAACCAUCUAGUGGUAGCAGUGUGACAUCUAUUGCUCGAGGUGCCGCCAGUAGUGCUUUUGAAGCCGUAACACCUAUGAAAAAUAUAAAUGCGGUAAUAGUUAAUCGUCACUUAUCAUCUGUUAAAUCAUGCUAUUCUGAUCCUAAUCAUGUUCACUGCCCUGAAGUUUGUACAUAUACACAGUUGCCAGUUAGUGCAGCAUCUCGUUCUUCUUUUCAUUCACGCAAGCAUACUCGACGUCACAGAAGUGGGCAAUCACUUCAAAAUUUGAAUCAAGAUAUAUCUAGUCCAACAAGUAAUAGUGUUAGAGCUGCACGUUUUGGACCUCCUGUAUGUUUCCUUCCAAAUCAACUUCGUCUAAAUAAUGUAUCUUCAGACUAUCGUAGUGACCCGUAUGUCGGAAAAUCUCGUGCUGUAGAUGCAUUAUUUAUUUUGACAGCCGAUCUUCGCUUAAUAGAAUACGAUUUAUGUGUUAGUGCAGAUGAUACAGCUACAGUCGGUGGGAAAUUAUAUCAGGAUGGUUCAAUUCGUCUAGAUUGUGUAUCUGUUGGCGAAUGGAAUUUACAUACAGAUGCUGUGUACCUGCCUCCAUUUCCUAGACAGCAUCCACUUAUUUUAGCCUCGUCUACACUUCAAGCAAGAUGUAAAACAAAUAGGCUUAAAUCGGACUAUGCUUCAAAUUUAAAGAUGGAUGGUCGAACUGAAAUUUCAUUAGAAUCUGAUAACAAUCUGUCGUCCAGAUCUACAAAUUACGAAAAAGUUAUAUCAACGUUGAAAUCCAGUUUACCUCCAGCUAAUAGCAGUCAAGUGAAAUCUGGAUUGUUAGAAAUAAAAACAAACACCGAAGAUAAUAAUAAUAAUGAUAGUAAUAAGAACAAGAAUGAUAUUGAUGAAGAUGAUACAGAUGAUAAUGUCGUCACUCCUGCUGGAUGGACUGCUGAAGAUGUUGCUUCUUACUGGUAUAGUCAAGUUGAAAUAACUACACAUUUAGGACCUUUACGUCGUGUUUGGAUGGGUCCACAGUUUACUUUUCACACUUAUUCAAAACAACGUGAUUGGAGUGGUUGUGAUCUACGGCUUUCAUCAUUCAAUAGUUGUAGUUCUUCAGAUAAUAACAAUAUACCUAGUACCACACAAAUUGGCUCCACUGGAGGAAGUCUAAAAACAGCAUUACAUCCUACUCUUUUAGAAGCAUUCACAUUAAAUGCACCGUUUAUAUUGCCGCCUAUAGUAGAUAUGACUAAUGAAUUAUUAAUUAAAGAUCGGUAUCCUGGCACAUUCAUACCAUCAUCACAUGGUUCCAAUAGUAGUUUAAAUAUGAUUCCAUAUCAAGGUUCUUCUUCAACAUCUACUUCCUCUGUUCAUGCUUUUAUUCAUCCGCAUCCUCAACAUCAUCCAAAUAUCGCUUUGGCCGCAAUUAAUCGUAAUACCACUUCAUCCAAAACAAUUAUGUUACCAAGGCUACCAUCAGGUUUAUUGUUGGAUUCAAAUGCUAAUUUCAACAGUGCACAGUUAAGAUGGCGUAAUUCGUCAGGUGAACCAACUCGUCCACUUAGUAUUGCUGGUGGUUUUGGACCAAGUGGUGAGGCGAUUGUAAUUGAAGGUGGGAGUUAUCAAGACUCAAGUUUGGGUAGUUCUUUAUCUAGUUUAGUUGGUCGCGGUACAGAUGAUUUGGCUCAGUCGAUUGCUGAAGCUAUACAAGAUGAGGAAACUAACUGGAAUGCAGAUAAAAGUUCUACCAAUCUACCACAAUUGUCAAGUGUUAACAGUAAUCGUGGUGUAUGGCAGUUCAGUGUUAAAUCUACUACCGUCUCAUCGGGUUCAACUAAUAUUAGUGGAGGUAGUGGUCCAGGAUUAUUUCGACUGCCUGAUACUGGUAAUAUUCCAGUUCAUUCGGUAUUAACAGAAGCUGAUUUCCCCAGUCAAGAUACUUCACCAUCAUCAGCUAUGGAUAAUUUUUCACCAAAACAUGAAUUGUUAGACAAUUCAUUGAUUAAAAUGAACAAAAAUUCUAAAGAAAAUAAAACAAAGAAUAACAAUACAAACAUUAUUUAUCCAAAUGAAAAUGUAUCAUCAAACGUUAAUUUAUUGACACAUAAGAGUGUUAAACGGAGACAUGGUAAAAAAAAGUCAAAAAUGAAACGUCAUCCUGUUGUCAUUAGUGAUGAGUUCACUGCUCCAACUUCAGCAGUGACAAUAACAAAUCUUUAUCCAUCAGGUUAUGAAAGUUUAAGCAGUUCACCAAUAAUUCAAAAUUUGUAUUAUAAUUCUUCAGAUUUAUCAACAUUCUCAUUACCGGGUGAUUUACAAGUCAAUACAACAUAUGACAGUGAUAAUAAUAUGAUGAUGUUGGCUAGUAGUCUAUCCAAUCUUCCUUAUAAUCAAAAUUCAUUGGUCGACAAUGAGAAGAAGUCAAGUAUGGAAACAUUUCAAAUUGAAGAGAAUUCACAAAAUAAAGUGGAGAAUUCGAACAAGAUAAAAAAUUUCGAUGCUGUUAGUGAUAAUGAGAGUGAUAAAAAUUGAUAGGCAAAAAAAUUGGACAAACUGAUGAAAGCGAUGGAUAGAAUUAUCAACCAAACUAUUUAUUGUGUACAAAGCAUCUGCUGACGCAAUAUUUAAUUCAUAAUAAUUAUUAUUCAUGAAGUUCUGUGUCAUUUGAAGAAGCUUUUAAUGAAUCUUAUGGUAUGUUGUUCUUGUCUCUCUUGUGUUUUACUUCAAGUUGAUUAAUUGUAGUGUUAUUAUUUUAUGAGAGGUUGUUUGAAAUAAUCGAUCUUUAAACAUGUGCCUUUUUUUCUUGACUUAUUAAUCUAGUUUUAAGACAAGUUGUCAGUAGUUUUUAUUUGAAGAAUUAUGCUUAAUGCAUAUAGAGAAGUUGAAUAUGUAUCUAACAUAGGAUAAAUGAUCAUAAUGUAGAAUGCAUUCAUUCCUAACUCUGAAAUGCUGGUUUCAAUCGAGCAGGAUACAAACAAAUGGAAAAACAUGUGUGGAAGAAUUAAAUAAUAAUGAUUAUAGCAACAAAAGCAAGAGUAGAAUUUAUCUAAAAUACAUUUAUGAUAAAUUGCAUACCUCUUAGAUAUUUUUCACAGUAUUUCUAAAGAACAUAAAAGUUACAACAGGAUUACUAGUGAUUUUUUGGACCUUAUUAAGGAGUUGUGUUGAAGUGACUGAAACUAAACCUUAAUAAAUAUAACAUUUCUAUGAUGGUUUUAAUUUAAAUGCUUUUCUGUUUGUUCCACUCAGUCGGACUUUUAGAAAGCAGUUCUAGGUAUGAUGUUGAAACAGUGUGCCUAAAACGUGUUCAAGAUGUUAUAGACGAUGUUACAAUAUCUUAUGACUGAUUGAACAAAGAUCUCCAAUUUAUUUAAACACAUUGAGAAACCUCAAGAUUACUUAUAGUAUGUAUAGCAAGUACAAUAAAUCAUUCAGUGAUAACAAAAUAUGAAGUAGAACUGUUGAAUAUUGUCAUUCCUGCAAAAUGUACAAAUCUAUUUGGAUCAUAGUAAUUUAAAACCAAUAUUUUAUUAAUAGACAGGUAUGAUAAUGCCAAAGUUAAUUCGGAUUGUGAUAAAGUGUAAUGGUUUUUAAUAUAUGACCAUCAACACCAUUCACCUAACUAAAACUACUUAGCAACUUUGAGUAGAUUAAUUCAGUUCAUAUUUCCAGAUAUUUGCUUAAUUUCAAUUGUCAUAUGAAGGUUUUAACUAGGACUUUAACGGAAAAAAAACUUUGGACGUGUGUGGAUAUAUGUGAGAAAAUUCUAAGAAGGCCAACAGAAUCUUGUCAAUUUGGAAGUUCUUACAUUAACGAUAGUUACUAGUCUAAAAUCAUUAGAUUUCAUGUCAAAUCAACGAACUGACGAAGUUAUCACUUCAGCAUUUACAACAAAACUACUGAACAAAACUAUCAUGUUCAUCAUGCACUAAAAUACAACAUAGAACGGUCCUUUGACAACUACUCAGUGAAAUCCUCCAAGCAAAAUACGUACUAGAAAAAAUAAAAAGUUAUCAGUAGUUUAUUUCUUUUCAAUAAAUAAAAUUUAGUCAUGAAUGAUCGCUCUGUUUUAAAACAUUUGUUUUACGAGAAACGGUAAACUUUCUGAACUGUUUCACGAAAUCUGUCGUCAGGUAAGUAUUUAUGCAGAAUAUUUGAAAACAAGCACAUCUUAUGAAGCAGUAUGAUUACGGGUAAGAAAGUUAUAUGAGUUUAACUUACUGUAUUCAAAUAAAAUUAUUUACUGGUUAAAUAGAGGCAGGGGGCAGGAUUAACUCUUCUAAGCAAUAAAUGUGUAAUGUAGCUCGCCAUUUCUAACGUCAUAUGCUGAAUUGAUGCAGAUAUUGAGAAUAAGUGAAUCCAAGUAAAAAUGUACUCAUGAGCACAUUUGUGUUAUUCAAUAAAAUGUAAUAUGAAUAUAAUAGCCAUCUCACUUGCAUUUUUUGUGAAGUUGUUAUUGACGGUAUUUUUUCCUAUUACGUUUUUCUCUAGAUGGAAUAAUUGAAUAAUAUAACACACAUUUGCAUAGGAUAGAUAAUUUUUGUUCCAAUAUAAAGUCGUAUCCUCUUCUAUUGAACCAUUAUGAAUCAUAACAAUUACACGUUCGAUUGAUAUUUCAUUUAUUCACAUCUGUUUAUGUACCCAGGUGCUAUUUUUCUACUAUUUAGAUGUCAUGCCUCUUUUUCGAAUUUAGGAUUUCAUUUUUAUCCGCUUCCUCCAGUUUACAUUCUUUCUACAAUAAAACACUUCAAAAUAGAAAAGAGAUAAGCAGAUUUCUGUCCAUUUUAAAGCCAUUCUUUUUUCAUUUCGCUUCUAUCAAUCAACCUAUUAACACAACAGAGAAGCAAAAUACUUCUUGAUCAUGACUAACGCUGCCGUUAUUUGUUUAUUUUCUCGAAUUGCUUUCUUCCCACCAUAUUAACAAAACAACACAUUCAUUCAUACUGAUAACCUAUAUUUUGUUUUGCUAGCUUUUGUUUACCAUCUUUCUGUUAUUUUUGUGUGUAUGUCGGUAUUAUUCUUCGUUGCUUUUUGUCCCCGGUUACGGUUAAAACGUGUAGCCUGAUAUUCCCUAUUUCUCUUCGUAUGCACACAAAUUUACUUAUCUGUAAAAUACGUAAUGGACAAAAUAUAUUCGAAAGUGUAAUUAAUAUCCGUUGAACGUUUCUUUUCCACUCCUUUAUUCCUUUUGUGCGCCAGAAUAUCUGUUUUACUACAUUUUAAGGUUUCUUUAAAAGUAUAAAGAGAUUGAUAAUAAUAUAAUUGUCAUUCUAGCAAAUAUAUAAAAGAUAUACAAUAA
Schistosoma bovis is the source of this 7640-nucleotide messenger RNA. Lineage: Eukaryota; Metazoa; Platyhelminthes; Trematoda; Strigeidida; Schistosomatidae. The record is from the annotation of a GenBank genome assembly.